Messenger RNA from Penicillium canariense, 1476 nucleotides. Its product is annotated as cation diffusion facilitator family transporter. NCBI's taxonomy places the organism in Eukaryota, Fungi, Ascomycota, Eurotiomycetes, Eurotiales, Aspergillaceae. The transcript has a single exon. Bases 1 to 1476 code for a protein of 491 amino acids. Gene Ontology annotation, cellular component: membrane. The record is from RefSeq and is a predicted model, not a curated record. Gene Ontology annotation, biological process: transmembrane transport; monoatomic cation transport. Gene Ontology annotation, molecular function: monoatomic cation transmembrane transporter activity.
AUGCCGCUGACGCAGCCCCUGCGGUGCAGGCUUCGUCUCUCCAUCCACUCCCCUCUCAGCUUCUCCAGUCGCCGUCUCCCCCUUCUCCCCGGAUCUGCUCAACGGCGCGUCCUGGCCUCCUCCGCUCCCUUAUUAAAAGCCUGCCCUGUCGCCUUGCUCUCCCAUGUCCGACCACGUUCCCUCCGCGCUUCUGUAACACCGCUCCCCAUGACACAAGCCAGGGGCCACAGCCACGGCCACGGCCAUCACCACCACCACCACGACAAUGUAUACCUGACCUCGACCAACAAGCACGACGCUGGCGUUCGUAUCACACGAAUUGGCCUCGUCGCCAACCUUGCCAUGGCAAUUGGCAAAUUCAUCGGCGGUUACGUCUUCCACUCGCAGGCGCUUAUCGCCGACGCCUACCACGCGCUCACCGACCUGGUCUCCGAUUUCUUGACCCUGGGCACCGUCGCCUGGUCGCUUAAGCCGCCCAGUGAGCGCUUCCCGAACGGAUACGGCAAGGUAGAAAGCAUUGGCGCGCUGGGCGUGAGCGGGCUGCUGCUCUGCGGCGGAGUCUUCAUGGGCCUCAAUGCGACACAGGUCCUGCUGGCCCAGUGCUACCCCGAUGUGGCCGAAUGGCUGGCACACACCGGUAUUCUAGGACACGGGCACGGCCAUUCGCAUAGCCAUGGUAUCGAGGUGCUGGGUCCUAGCAUCCACGCAGCCUGGCUGGCGGCGGGUUCUAUCGUGAUCAAGGAGUGGCUUUAUCGUGCGAGUGAGUUUCCCACAACUCCUUCUUCCCUCCGAGCCACGCAUCAGCUUCCGUCUCAAACGCCAAUUCCAAGCUUCAAAUUUACUAACAGUCUAAUAGCAAUGAAAGUGGCCGAGGAACGCAAGUCGUCCGUACUCGCGUCCAACGCUAUCCACCACCGUAUUGAUUCUCUGACGAGCAUCGUGGCUCUGGUCACCAUUGGUGGAAGCUAUGUCUUCCAAGAUGCCACCUGGCUGGAUCCGGUUGGUGGACUCCUUAUCUCCCUGAUGGUCAUCAAGGCCGGCUGGGGCAACACCAUCACCUCGCUCCUCGAGCUGGCGGAUACCACGGUGGACGAUGAGAUCAAAACUUCAGUUCAGAGCGCCGCCGCCAAGGCCCUAAAGUCCCUUGAGGACGGUGAGCAGGUUGUUGUCCGCGAUGUCCAGGGCAUGAAGUCUGGGCAGAACUACCUGAUGGACAUUGAGCUGGCUGUACCGGGAGCUUGGGCCAUCACCCGGUCCCGUAUGGUGGAGGAGGCGGUCCGCCAAACGGUUGGCGAGAAGGUUCGCGGUGUGAAGCGGGUUAAGGUCCGCUUCAUCCCGGUCGAGCAGGAAGAACUCACUUUCUCGGAGGAGUUUAUUGCGCAGGACACCGGGGCGAACCCGGAGCCUGAAACCAACGGCAACGCUCACAACCACAGUCACAGCCAUGAUGAUCAUAUCUCCCGGAAGAGGCAGUAG